UGGAAGUUACACACAGAUGCGUGCAAAGCUUUGACUUUUCCGUUUUCUAUUUCUUAAUGAUUCCCCUUUCCGUUUUAAUUAUUUCCGUGCUUCCAAAUCCCACCGGACCAUCUUCCGACCACUCCCCACUUUCCCUCCGCAUAUUCCCAUAAACAAUCUCCAUAUAAAUACACACACACUUGCAUCCCUCCUCCUUCAAAUCACCAUGAACAAAAUCCGAGGUUUUAGAAUCAGACACAAGCUCGUAAAGCUCAUCAAACGGGGACUUCAUCGGAGACAAAUUCAUUCCGAUUAUCUACGAUUAAACCCUCCAACUUACACCGCCAGAGCCAUAUCAAAACUCUGCGGAUUCGCUCGUUCUUUGAAGAAAAAUAUAUGCUGCCGGAUAUCGAAUUCCAAUUACAUUCGCCUCGGGGAGGAAGAACAGAAUCCGAUUCCGAAAGGGCAUUUGGCGGUCUACGUUGGUGAGAAAGAAGACGCUGCACAUAGGGUUUUGGUGCCCGUGAUUUACUUCAAUCAUCCAUUAUUUGGGGAUUUGUUGAGAGAAGCAGAAAAGGUGUAUGGGUUUAAUCAUCACGGCGGGAUCCAUGUACCUUGCCGGAUAUCUGAAUUCGAGAACGUUCAAACCAAGAUUAACGCCGCCGGUGGUUGUGGUGGAUCGGACGGAUUCCGUCCACGACGGAGCUGGCGUCUUACUCUGUGAUGAAGAUUUGUGGGUUUGCUAAAUUCGAGUGUUUGUUUUUUUAGAUUUUGUUUUUCGCCAGUUGUAAAUAAGAUCUGGAUUUUCUAUACAAUAAUACCCACCAAGUUAUGAUUUUAAAUACAUAAUAUUAC
Cynara cardunculus var. scolymus (artichoke) is the source of this 834-nucleotide messenger RNA. Its product is annotated as auxin-responsive protein SAUR36-like. The record is from RefSeq and is a predicted model, not a curated record. Lineage: Eukaryota; Viridiplantae; Streptophyta; Magnoliopsida; Asterales; Asteraceae. Gene Ontology annotation, biological process: response to auxin. The coding region runs from base 206 to 703 and encodes 165 amino acids. The transcript has a single exon.